Messenger RNA from Paramecium tetraurelia, 2568 nucleotides. RefSeq lists its product as uncharacterized. Gene Ontology annotation, biological process: protein import into nucleus. Gene Ontology annotation, cellular component: nucleus; cytoplasm. Gene Ontology annotation, molecular function: nuclear import signal receptor activity. NCBI's taxonomy places the organism in Eukaryota, Ciliophora, Oligohymenophorea, Peniculida, Parameciidae. The transcript is spliced from 6 exons. The record is from RefSeq and is a predicted model, not a curated record.
AUGGAUUAAAUAAUUGAAUUAAUAUAAUGGUCAGCCUAACCAGACAAUUAGAUUUAAAAAUAAGUAUAUAGAAGAGCUUAGGAGUUGAGUUAAGACAUUUAAUUUUUAAUUCAUUUAUGUUCUGUGAUAAUUGGAAAUUAUGAACCAGAAAUUAGAUAUAGGGCUGCUGUGAUAUUAAAAAGUGCCAUCAAAAAUUGCGUCGCAUUGCCUGAAUAAUUAUAGCAAAUGUUAGUGCAAGUUGAUUUGAGUGUUCAAAUUAUGAGACAAGCCUUUAUUAUUAUUGUCCCAGAGGUUGUAGUUAGAAAUGGAAUUAAAAAUAGCAAUCUAAUGAUGGAAUAUUUAGUUAAAUUGAUAGACACUGAUCCAGUCAUUGCAACUGAUUGUUUAUCAAAAAUAAUUGAGGAUCUCAAAUUCAAUUCUGAAAACAUAAAUUAUUAUGGAACAGAUUCAGGAUUGCAAUUAAUCGAUCAAUUACUUUUGAAAUUCAUUACCUUAGUUGAACAUUAGAACACAUAGGUGGUUGUAAAUUCAUUAAAUUUUUUAAACUAUAAUAUUUUCUUUAUGCCUCCCUCAUUAAGUCAAUACAUUGAUUGUUACAUUAAAAUUUUGAUUACUGGAACAUAAUCUCCAGAAUAAUAAAUAAGAUUGAAGUGCUUUUAGGGUAUUCAAGCUCUAAUAGAGACUAAACGAGAUAAAAUAAAAUAGAUGAAUUUAGUUAUAAUGGCAUGUGUUUAAUCAUUGUAGGAUUAAGACAAGGAAGUUGUAAGAUUUGUAGAAUUGUGUUUAACUGAUUUUCUAACAAUUGAUGAUGCAGAAGAUUAUGAAUAAACUCAUUUACUUGAGCCCUAUUUACAAAAAAUAUUAUAACCUGUAAUACUAAAUCUAGCAAUCACUAGAGCUGAUUAAAUAGCCAUACAACCCACAUUCUCCAAUGUUUACAGUUAAAGUGGUAAGGCUGAAGAUGAAGAAUAGGAAGAAGAGAAGACUUUAGGUGAAUAUUCAUUGAGAUCAGUGUCGAAUUUGUUGCUCAAAAAAUUAAUUGAAUUUUAUGAUAAAAUUGUUGUUCCAAUUGUCUUAUAAAUUAUUGAUCAAUUGCAAUAAUAAUAAGAUUGGAAACAACAAGAAAUUGCUGUUUUAUGUCUAGGAGUAUUUGCAGAGAAAAUAAUGGAAAAUCAUGGCAAUCUUGUACCCAAUAUUUUAAUGGCUUUGUUUAAUGAAAAGAACCAACAAAAUGAAUAUAUAUAUGCUUCUACAUUAUGGACAUUCUCAUAAUAUAAUGAGUGGAUUAAAACAGUAGCCAUCAACGAGACUUAGUUUAUUUAAUCCUAUCUAAAAUUAUUAUUGAUCUCUAUCGAAAAUUAGUCAAUAAUAGUAAAGGAAUCUGCCUGUUCUGCAUUGAAUUCCUUGUCAAAAGAUGCAUUCUUUAUAUUACAACCCUACUUAUUAGAUUUGUUCUAAGUGUACUUGAAAGCCUUGUCUUAAAAAGGAGGAGUAUUAUUAUACAUUUAUUAAUCAAUAACCACAAUAUUGGCUGAAUGUGAAACUAUUGAGAAUUAAGAAUUAAUAGAUUUAAUAAUGACUAAAUUGAUCAGUAAUUUAGUUGACUUGAAUGACUAUAACAUAUGUCCUCUUUAUGAAUGUUUGGCAGAAGCAGUUGAAAAAUUUGGAUAGAGAGCUAUAAACUAUAUUCCAAUCAUUUAUCAAGCAACUAUAUAAUCAAUGAAUGGUUAUGUUUAAUCAAUAAAGAAUGGGAAGACAAGAUAUUUAUAUUAAUAAAAGGAAAUUCUAAAAAGAUCCUUUGAUUUGUGUAUAAAGAUUAUCAACAUCACAAAAGAAAGAUUCUUAGAGUUAUGUGAUUAAUCGUUUUUGUAAAUUGUUGAUCUUGCAUUGUAAGAUUCAGAAACUGAUGUUAAGCAAUAUGCACUAUCUCUAAUAGGUGAUUUAAUAAAGGAUUGCUAUGCAAUUUUUAAGAAUGUCAAUAUUGCUAUUAUAUUAAAUGAAUACAUCUAUGCUUAGUCAAUCAGUAUUGAUCCUUCUAAACUAUUUUUGGCUACUUCGAAUAAUGCUGCAUGGGCAUUGGGAGAAUUAGCUAUAAAAGAUCCUUCUUAAAUUACAGUGAUUUUUAAUGCAGUAAUGGAGAAACUAAUAAAAAUAAUAAAUGAACCAAAAUUCCCAAAAUCCAUCGCUUAAAAUUUAUGUAUUGCAAUAUGCAGGAUUGCUGGGUCACAUAUUUAGUCAAUUGAAGAAUUCAUUCCUAAUUUCUUUAAGAGAGUUUGCUUGAUUCUUAGCUAAAUAAAGAGUUAAUCGUUAGAUGAAUACAAGGAGGAAUCUUUUAGGAUCUUGAUCAAUAUAGUGAAAAUGUAUCCAGGAAGAGUAAUAAACGAUAUCAAAUAUUUUGUUUAUUGUAUCGUAGCUUCAACAGAGUUUCCUUCAAUUAAGCCUCUUUUUAUUAAUAUAUUAUAAGAAUUGUAAUAGUCAUUUGGCUAACAGAAAUUUGAUAGUAUGUUUAGUAGUGAUGACUUGCCAAAUGGAUUUAGGAUGAAAAUGAUGAAUGUUUAUGGUGUAUGA